UGAAAUCGAGAUGCAGGCCAUUCUGAUGACCCUCAACAACCCACCCAUCCAUUGCGAUUUAAGUUAUUUGAGGAUAGUUCGAUUUGAAAUCGCGUAUUAACCACCCGACAACACUUCCCCCCGUCAUGCUGACGAAAGAUUAUGGGCAGCACUCUUCUUUUAACUCGAAGAAGUCAAAUUCACAAUCCCUCCACGUCACUUUUUCAUGAUUGAAAAUUGCAUGUACCUCAGACAUUGAUACAUGGCCUAAGUUCGUCCAGUCGUCCUACGUAUUUGAAUCGAAGCAUAUAUAGUUAGUAACCGAGAGUUUAAUCAAUGGAUCAUGACAAAAAAAAGCUUGAAUGAGUGAUGGACGUGACUGACCAGUGGUUGGUGGGUGGUCGAAGCCGGUGAGUGAGUGAUUCACGUGGAAUAUUCUCCACCCAAGAAGAAGAACGGCAGCUACGACCUUUUGCAAGUAAACAUCGUCACUCACCAACUCAUUGGACCAAGUUCAGUUGGAUCACCCAACCUGAAAAACGACAAUGCGAAGAAAAACAGAGUGUCAACGAAAAGGAAGAAAAACAGAGCAUCUCUAAUCUAUCACUAACUAUACUGAAAAACCAACCGCCAAAUGCCAAUACCACCAAUGCCCAUUCUCGAUAUCAUUAUGGAGCCAGCGGGCAACUUGUAUUUUCGGGCUGAAAAGGGCGUGACAGGAAGAGGCAAAAGGAAUGAAAUUUACUAAGGAGUUGGGCGGGCGUUGGAGGUCGAGGAAUUGGGGGGGAAACUCUUCUCCCAGCUAGAAGCAUUUAACGUUUAUGCAUGUAGGAUGAUGAUAUUUAUGCGGGCCUGCUUGCUUAGCACUUUUUUUUCUUUCUUUCUUUCUCACUUGGUGUGUUUUUGGGCUGUAUAUUGAAGUUUUUGGUGCUUUGUUCAUAAUGGGGAACCAUGAAAGGGAGAGAAUAGAAAGAUCGAUUGAGAUAUCUUUGCCUUCAAGAAACACCCCAACUGUCUGCAUUGAAUGUGUCCAACGAACCGCCCGAAAAAAGAAACUACUAAUACCUGGAGAAUAGAAGAAGAGAGGACGUCACACACACACACUGGACUCGACUCGACUUGUGCUGUUCCCUUCUCCACCUCUACCGCUUCCCGUCCAUGGAUGUGCUAGUGGGUUGCCCGUGGGCCGGUUUUCGUUCAUCUCGGUCAGAAAUCGACGAGACGUGGCAAAAGGUUUGAGGGAGUGUCGGACGAAUGAGAUCUGAUUUACGAUUUUCGUUGAUCUGGGUUGUAACUUGCGCGGACGUGAAUAGGUUACGUAAAGUAUAGGAAUUUUCGGACGUGCAUAGUAUAAGAGCAGUCCAUGACGUUCAAAUCACGGGUUCGAUCGUGGUUAUUCGAACACUAGAACUUCAAACCCAACGGACAACUUGUUUAUUUCACAUGGUUAUGCAACGGACAGGGCUGCAAACGAGCCGAGUCGAGUCGAGUUUUUGCUUAGCUUGAGCUCGGCUCGUUUAUUAAUUUUUCAGCUCGAGCUCGGCUCGAACUCGAAUUUUGAUAAUCCAGCUCGAGCUCGAGCUCGGCUUGAAUAAAAAUAAUCUAGCUCGAGCUCGACUCGGUAGAGCUCGAUAAAUGCUCAUUAACAUAGCUUGUUAAGCUGAGUACAAGCUCGGCUCAAGAUGAGCUCGAUUUAAAUCAUUUUUGCUGGAAAAAUGUAUAAACAUAAGAAUUUAAAUGAUAGAAAGAACACUAGAAACUAGAAAUAAUAUCUAAAUUUCAUACACAUCUGUAUUAUAAGACAAUGUUCAUGUUUAAAAGAGUAAUUCAUCCUUCCACAAGCUCAAAACAAGGCAGCUCGCGAGCUUAGCUCGACAAGCCACCGAAUCAAGCUAGCUCGCGAGCUUAUCAAGCUGAGCAUGGUCUAGCUCAGGCUUGGCUCGUUAACUAACGAGUUGGCUCGCGAGCCGGCUUGUUAAAUAACGAGUCGAGUGUCGAACGAGUUUUUUCCGAUUCGAACGCCGAGUUGCUCGCGAGCGGCUUGGCUCAUUUGCAGCCCUAGCAACGGUAUAUCAUAUAGAAGUUAUUAGAAUAAAACACCACGAAACAAUAAGAAGAUUAAGAAGAUCGUGGGGACCGAUGAGGAGGGGAGGACUUGGGGUUUAACUUGAUCGCAAGCUAUUGUUCCAAGUACGGAAUUGAAUUAAAACGUGACUGAAAACAUUAAAGGAGAAAAAAAUCUUAAAUAUAAUGACGGAACGUACGAAUCUGAUCCGUCGAUUAUAAAAACCGAUGAAUCGUUACCGACUUUCCAUCGUCGCUCGAAUGUUAUCGCCGCGAACAUUUACCCACAUUGAUUGCUACUAGCUCAUCACUACCAUUGCGGUUCAGCAUUUACAAAGCAAAUCUCUAGUAAAUCUCUCAAACACACAAAUAUGAUGAAACUGAAAAAAACUACAAUCAAUAUAUGUCCUUGUUCUGUACAAAAUCUUGCCUUAAUAGAGAAAAGGGAGGUGAGCGCCACAAUUCACUUGCUCUCCAUUUCUGAGUGUGGGCCCAAGAAUCUACUAAACCUGGUAAUUAGUCAACUUGAUUUAGUAGGAGAUGCAUCCAGCAAAAGGCAAAACCACAAAAAAAUUUCAAUCCCAAAUGGGUACUUAAGAUGGUGGGUAAACUCCUCUCCAUCAGCCUACGUGGCACUCCCUAAUCCCAAUACGUGUCCACAUCGCCACCAUCUCUCUCUUCUUCUUCCUCUCACCCAAGCUCGUAUAUAGUACGGGGAGGCAGAGUAUGGAAGAAAGACACUGUCCACUUCUUCACUCAUCUACUUAUUAUUACUUCUACCACUCUGCUUUUUUUCCCUUUGUCCCAAAAAAAAAAAAAACACUCUGCUUUUGUCCCCUUCUCGUAAGCUUUGCUGCAGCAGCAGUCAUGGGGAGAGCGCCCUGCUGCGAGAAAGUUGGGCUGAAGAAAGGGAGAUGGACUGCCGAAGAAGACCAGAUCUUGACCUCUUACAUUCAGCAGAAUGGCGAAGGCAAAUGGCGCUCCCUCCCCAAAAACGCUGGGUUGUUGAGGUGCGGGAAGAGUUGCAGGCUGAGGUGGAUUAAUUACCUGAGGGCGGAUGUGAAGAGAGGCAACAUCAGUAAGGAAGAAGAAGAAACCAUCGUUAAGCUCCAUGGCUCCCUUGGCAAUAGGUGGUCAGUUAUAGCGGCCCAAUUACCGGGAAGAACGGACAACGAGAUCAAGAACUACUGGAACUCUCAUUUGAGCCGCAAGAUCUACACAUUCCGCCGCUCCUCCUCCUUCGAUUCCUCCGCCUCCUCCACCGCCUCCUCCUCGUCUUCCACCACCACCGCCUUCGUCGACGAUGUCGGCGCCGCCGCGGCCGCGCGCAGCAGCAGAAAGCGGAAAAAGGCUGCGGCGGCGGCGACGGCGGCGAAGGAGAAAUCUGAGAAUCCCGGCCGGAAGCAAGACGAGAAGUCUGCAGCUCCGGUAAGCGGGAUCACUACCUCCGCCGGGGAGAAUGGGAGCGAAGGUGACGGCGGCGGGGAUUUGGGUUUCGACGGUGGAGAAUUGAUGAUGGAAUUGGAUGGAAACGCGGAAGUUGUUGUGGGAGGUGAAGAAGAGGGGAUUUUGGGACCGUAUGAGUGGCUGGAUAGUGAAAUGAACCGGCUUAAGAGCAAGCUCCAUCAUUGCACUGAGGAUGGAGGAGAAGGACAGGGGAAAGAGGAUUUGGCAAGUGGGGGAAUGAAGAAUGGUUGUGAUGGUGAAAGGGUCGUGGUUGAGAGUGAGAGUAAUAAAGGAAUUGAAAGCAGUAGCAGCAGUGCUAGUAACAGUAAUAACUGUAACUGUGAGCAUCAUGAUCAGGGGGAGGAGGAGAAGGCGGAGGAAGAAUGGCUGGACUGGGACCAGAUCACUGGAGGGGACGAGAUUCAGAACAUUCAUUGGGAUGAAGGCGACAGCAGCAUUUUGUCUUGGCUCUUGGAUGGCAAUGAACAGCUGCAAUAAAAGGGAUGAAGGAAGGAAGGAAUUCGGUGGGAACAAGUUGGAUUGGAUUAUCUUGUUUGUUAGCUUGUUAUCUUUAGAAGUCAUAUAUAUAUGUUUAAUUACUCUAGCUAUAUGUAUGGUUAUUUGUAAAUAGAGACUAUAGAGGUCUGAUUAGGUGUUGUUUGAAUGAAUCUCUCUGAGGAGAGAAAAGGGUACUUUUUCCACGUCUCAGAGAGGAAAGGGAUCAAAUUGCUGCAGUUUUGGGUCUUGUGUUUGUCUAUUUAAUCAUGUUAUAGCCACAGAGCAAUCAAGAGCAUGACAGUUUUGUUGAAUGGAUCUCUCUGCAAAAGGGGUACAUUCCUGCCCUGGAAGAGGAAUCAAUCAAGUGGCUGCAAAUUU
Molecule: messenger RNA, 4365 nt
Organism: Linum trigynum
Lineage: Eukaryota; Viridiplantae; Streptophyta; Magnoliopsida; Malpighiales; Linaceae
Source: the annotation of a GenBank genome assembly